UGUCAAAUACGCAUGCUAGCUUUCUUGUCAAAAAGUGGUUAUAGCUGUGUCAAUUGAAGUCACGUUGAAAUUUUUAAAAACAAAUCAAUUUAUUUCACUAGAAGUUAAUAAAAACAAAUCUAUAAAAAUGGCGAAAAAAGGCAAACCAAAGAUUAGUAAAAUAAAAAGAAACAAUCAAACAACGAAUAAAAUGAAGAAGCAGGGUAAACUGAAGCUGCAGAGACACCGGACUAAAUUACAGAAACAGAAGCCUCAAACGCAGGCGCAGCCCGAAUACAGCAGUGAGAGUGAAUCGUCAAGCAACGAGUGGGCUGAUAUGUUGGAUGAAGAGGAACAGAAGUACAUUACGAGUAGACUGGCGAAGCAGCCUCAACUUCUGUCUAAUAUACCUGAGAAGGAACCGGAUAAUAAACAUGGAUCAAAACGUAAAAGAAACAAAGAAAAAAUGCCAAAACCUGUCAAACAAAUAGACACUUAUAGUGAUAGUGGUGCAGAGAGUGACACAGACAACAGCGAUGUCGAAGAAAAAUAUGAGAAGGAGCUCUCUGAAAGACCUAAGAAGAAAAUGAGAACUCUAUUGCCUAUAAAGACUAAGGACGGAAUUGAGGAGAGAACAGAAGAGUGUGAAGAAUCUGAAACAGAACAAGACAAUGAACAACAAAGUGAGCAAGAAUCUGAUAAAGCUGAAUCAGAUUCUGAAACGGAUUCUGGCAUGGAAGCAUCUGCAGAAGAACAACCAGAGGCAAAGGUUGUGACGACUGUGGAACUGAUGGCCGAGAGACGGGAUCGGCUGAACCAUGAGAAAUUAAGGAUUGGAGCUCUUUGUUCUUCUCUGUUGGAGAAUCCGGAGAAGAAGAUCAAAAACUUAUUCCCAAUCCUGUAUCUAAUGGAAGAGAAACUGAAAGACGGCACACCAAACUUAAUCUCAGUUCGUAAAUUGGCUACGAUAUCUGCAGCAGAGGUGUUUCGCGACAUCUUACCGGACUAUAAAAUACGUCAUCAGGACUAUUCUGAUGUUAAAUUAAAAAAGGACACGCUCGCCUUGUACAAAUAUGAAAAAGAACUUUUGGAAUUUUACAAAAGAUAUUUGCAGAGAUUAGAGAAAGCUGCCAACAUUUUUAGAUCCAAGAAGGGCGAUAACCGGAAAGCAGAUGAGACAGCCGUUAACCUAGCCCUAGUGUCGGUCCGGUGCAUGUGUGAUGUACUAGUGGCUCGGCCCAACUUCAACUAUGGUAGCAACAUCGCUCAGAGCUUGAUACCGCUGCUGGCUGCCAGGGAACCUCGAGUUAGAAGCCUUGUUACUGACUGCUGUGUCUCCGUCUUCAGGGAGGACAAUAAGGGGGAGAUCACACUUGUGAUAGUCCGUCUCAUCAAUCAGCUAGUAAAACGUCGGGGAGACCGCCUGCAUCCUUCAGCGCUCGACUGCCUCCUCUCGUUAAAAAUCAGAGACGUAGACCUGGACAAAGAAGUUGACCUACAGCACAAGAAACGGCAAGAAGAAAAGCAUAAGAAGAGAAUUGUUAACUUAUCUAAGAAAGAGAAAAAGAGAGCAAAGAAGCUGAAAGAAGUAGAACGCGAACUGCUGGAAACUAAAGCAGCAGAAAGCGAGGCAGCUCGGAAGAAACUACUCACAGAAGUUACCAAGACCGUGUUCCACAUUUACUUUAGACUGUUGAAAACUGCCCCGAGAGGAGGCCUGCUGUCCGCAGUCCUCACUGGGCUAGCCAAGUUUACGCACGUGAUCAACCUGGAGUACUACUCGGACCUGGUCGCUCUACUAGCCCGCUUACUGCGAGACGAUCAGCUGGGAGAGAGAGAGAAGUUACAAGUGGUGCGCGCAGUGCUGGCCAUCCUGGCGGGGGCGGGAGAUGCUCUAAACGUGGACCCCGCCAUCUUCCACCAGCAUUUGUAUCACCACAUGCUGGCUGUACACACGGGCGGCACGUCGGACUGCGCGCCCGUGGUGAUAGAGGCGCUGGCGGAGCUGUGUGCGCGUGCGCGGCGAAUACCCGCGGGCGUGCUGCGCGCCUUCGCCAAGCGGCUGGGCGCGGCCGCGGGCUCGCUGCCGCCCGCCGCGGCGCUGGCGGCGCUGGCGCUGCUGCAGCGCCUCGCGCAGCAAAACAAAACCCUGGCGUCUUUAUUCGAAACGGAAGAGACGGUGGGAUCUGGGAGGUAUGACCCCCUGCUACCGUCGCCAGAACACUGUGGGGCCAACGCGGCCAUCGCCUUCGAGACUUGCGCGCUGAGGAAACACUUCCACCCUACCGUGCGGUCCGUCGCAGUGGCCUUGUUGACGGACAAGCCGCACGACUUGGGCAACUUGACUCCAACACAAAUACUGGAGCAAUACGACUCCUCGCAAAUGGCGUUCAAACCCGCCAUCCCUCCCCCCAAACCUGCCCAGCCGGCGAAGAGCAAGCCUUCCCACGCGUGGGCUCAAAGCGACUUAAAGGCCCACUGCGCUAAUAUCGAAGAUAGCGUAGAUAUGAAUUUUAGUGAGGCUGUUGUAAGGUGAUUCUUAUGCAAAAUAAAUAAAUAAAAUUAAAAAAAU
Molecule: messenger RNA, 2551 nt
Organism: Melitaea cinxia (Glanville fritillary)
Lineage: Eukaryota; Metazoa; Arthropoda; Insecta; Lepidoptera; Nymphalidae
Gene: Noc3
Product: nucleolar complex protein 3 homolog
Exons: 13
Coding region: 128-2515 (795 amino acids)
Biological process (GO): DNA replication initiation
Cellular component (GO): nucleolus
Molecular function (GO): chromatin binding
Source: RefSeq, a predicted model, not a curated record